GCAGGUUAUAUGGGUUACGGAUGGCUAUGAAGCGCUCCGUGAUUAGCCACGGCUGACGCUCGCAUCGGAGCUGAUAUUGCGUGCACUACCUGACUGACAUUCUUCGAGCGAAUGGGAACAUUCACUCGGGUUGCAGCUCCCUAUACACCACCUCAUCGCCAAGGACAAUCGAGUGCAUGGCUCGUACAGGCGUCAUGGAGUAUCGAAGAAAUCGAUCGCAUGUCCCCAACCGAAGCCAACUGCUGCUCCUCAUCGCCUUCAUCAUCCAAGGAUACGUAGCCUACCGUUAUGGAGUGCGCUCUGCGAAGAAUGAUAAUCACAAAAUCCUCCCACCCACACCCGUCCCUCAGAAGCCUCUGAGCAAUGCUGCUGCCCUUGCCGACACUCCAACAAUAUGGAGCCCUACGACCACCAUAUCAGCAGCCUCCUCCUCAUCAAAAUUCAUCCUCGGCUCCAUGAACGACAAACCAAACUCCUACGACCUCCUCGUCAUCUCCAACAAACUCCGCUACGCCGCCACACAUAAUUAUGACAUUGUCUGGGACUUUGACAAAAGUAGCAGCAGCAACAGCAACAGUGAACCCUCCUACAGCAAAGACUGGGACCGCCUCACCACCAUGGCCAAAAUCAUCCAAAACAAACUCGCCGGUCAGAAUUCUUACGAAUGGAUCUGGUGGACCGAUUAUGAUUUGAUCGUGACGAAUUUUUCUAUUACGUUGGAUAGUGUGGUGCGAGAAGCUUUGGAGCAGCAGCAGCACGUGGAUGAAGAUGUGACCAGAAGGGAGGAGAUUGAUCUGAUUAUGACGCCGGAUUGCUUUCCUGUGAAUAGUGGGAGCUUGUUGGUACGCACGAGCGCGUGGUCGUUGGAGUGGAUUGGGGAGAUGUGGAGGCAGAGGCUGGUGGCGAGUGAGGAGGAUGGGAGGUGGAGGAGUUUGCAGGAUUGUUUGGGGGACAUGUACAAAUCCAACACCCUCUCCCUCCAACACAAGAGCAUCUUCAUCCAACAGCACAAAAUGAAUGCAUUUCCCGAAGAAAUUCACUGUCAUCAAGAUGGCCGUGCGUGGCAAAAAGGUGAUUUUGCAAUCCACAUGGCUGGUGCGUGGGCACAUGUCAAAUGGGCUGAUGAUCCCACGGGCUGGUUGUUGAGAAAGUAU
Sphaerulina musiva SO2202 is the source of this 1154-nucleotide messenger RNA. Its product is annotated as glycosyltransferase family 34 protein. The annotation marks the transcript as partial. Gene Ontology annotation, cellular component: Golgi membrane. NCBI's taxonomy places the organism in Eukaryota, Fungi, Ascomycota, Dothideomycetes, Mycosphaerellales, Mycosphaerellaceae. Gene Ontology annotation, molecular function: glycosyltransferase activity. Gene Ontology annotation, biological process: protein N-linked glycosylation. The record is from RefSeq and is a predicted model, not a curated record. The transcript has 2 exons.